AUGCCGGCGCUCGGUUCCAAUCGUGAGGCGAAACGCUCGGAUGUGGUUGACACGGCCUGGAUGAACGACCUGUGGAACGAUGCUUACAACGCGAUGGCGUCAAACCACAAGACACUCGCCGCUGUGUUCGAGGGAAUUGUCAUGAAGGAGUACUCUAAGAUAUUGGAGGCUCGAUCAUCCAAAGAUGCUUCUCUCUCUCGCGUGACCACCUUCCCCCAAGAUGCCGAGACAAGACGCCAAGUAAUGCUGGCAUUAACCGAGCGCCAAUUGACUGGUAAAACCUCUUCCCGCAUGCGCAAAGCCAGCGAUGCUAUCCGGAUCGCCACGAACGCUCUGGAUACACUGCGGGAGAUAUUGUCUCCUUUGCUGGAGUCGUUCCCGCCAGCCGGUGUGGCGCUCGGUGGAUUGUGCGUUGUGCUCAGAUUCGUCGAAUAUGCGGUGACGUUUAGCAAAGAGAUAGUAGCUGGCCUCGAACACAUUGCCCAGAAUGCUGCGUGGUACCUUCAGAGUGGCAAUCGCUCGAUAUACCAGAGUACAAGUGGAGACCCCAAUCACCUCCGCACGGACCUUGUGAAUCUUUACUCGGCUAUGUUGGAAUAUCAAGUGCGGGCAUUGGUCAUGAGCGGACACUCAAGGCGGCAUAUCUUGUUGAAGGUCUCCAGUGGCUUGUCGUUGCCAGGUCUCUUGGUAACCAUCAAGGUAUCGGAGAGCUGCCUAGAGAGACGAAUUUCGCUCCAAACGAACGUGAGCAGCCUCGUGUAUCAUCGGAGGGAAUGUGGGGCCCGGCGAGCCGCUUUGGUUCACGAGCGCAUUCAGCAAUUCGCCCCCAUGGAAUCGCAGAGGUUGCCCAGCGACAGAGACGAGGUCGCCGCCAGAGACCUUACUGCUUGGCUGCAAGGAAGGCUCGAGUUUAACAGCUGGAGAAGGACUCAGAGGGGCAUUUUCGUCGUCACACACUCCAGCGAGAGAAAUCCUGCCCUGGCUGAGAGACUGGCCUUAGACUUGGAGGACGAGCGUCUGGUUGCAUAUUCCCCAUCCACAAGCACACAGGAGGAGACCAUGUUCUGCAACCUAGUGCGUCAAUUCAUUCACCACAUGCUCUGCGCCAGGGAGGAAAUUGCAGAUGGCCCCGCCCUUGAGGGCGUUCAAUAUUUCCAACGGGUGCAUGAUAAUGAGCCACUUCUCCUUCGGUUCUUCGCGGCGGUUCUGGAAGAGCUAGCGCAGGAUGAGCGUAUCGUCUUUGUUCUUGACCUCCCAACCACUCUUCCAGAUGCGUACAAGGACGGCUUGAAGCAUCUAAUCACAAAGAUGUUCUACCCAGAGGCAAAACGGCCUACAAGCCUCAGACUACUCAUCACUUCUCACGUUGACACAAAUAUCAGCCAACUGCUGUCAACGUUCCAGGACAUGACGACAUAUCUUCGCAUACCAUCGAGCCUCAACUCCGUCAGGUCGCCCUCAACGAGCGAGUUCGAGAUCGAUGGCGAGCUUAUACGGGCUGCUUUGCUCAUGAUGUUUGGCGCUAGUCGACCACUCGCUCUAGUAGAGCUCGCCUCUAGCGUGGCCGCAUAUCUUUCUAUCACUCGAGGCUCGUCCUCAAUGGAGCCUCUGAGGAGUGCUGAGUUGCGCUCGCACCUGUUCGCUGCGGGUUGCGAGGAAUAUGCAACAUUCGAUGAGCAUCAGGUACUUUUCAACGACGAGGAGGCUGCCCAUGAAGCCGCCAAAGAGUACGGAUUAGGAGACAAUCCCAAACGAUGUGGAGAGCUGGCCUUGGCCGAGGCGUCAACGCUUUGCCUCGCGACGUGUGUCGACGGCAUGCCGCUGGAAAGAAUUGACCAUCUUGCGCGCGUGGUAGCCAACACCGUCAAAGCGGGGAGCAAUGCGCUGAGCACGGAGCCGUGCUGUGGCUCCGCAGCUGCAGAAGUCUCCUGUGGCCUUCAGGGUGAUCUGCUCAAUGCCCCGCUCAUCACCUAUGCCGCCGCGCAUUCGGCAAUCUCAGCUUGCCGCAUUCCCCAUCUGCCAUCGCCAAAAUGCCGCGCAGAUGCGACCCUCUCUAGUAGAGUGUCAACGGCUGUUGUGGGAGCCAAAUCAUUUCUGCGUGCGGUUCUGCAAUACUCCCAGGCUGUUGGGCCAAUGUCAAAAGAUUUUGGCGACAAUCUUUUUCUUGCCGCCGCGGAGGUGAGUCAUCUGGAUUUCGUCGAAGAGGCGUCGAGACUGCACCACGAUGUCAAUGCGACAAAUCAAUUCGGCCAUACCGCGCUGCAUAUCGCCGCCAUUCACAGGGACGUUGAGAUGGUGCGAGCCCUUCUCUCUCUCAAUGAGCUGGGCGUCAACAUGCUUGCAAAAGACAAACUUGGAUUCACGCCAAUCCACCUCGCGGCAGACCUCAAGCACCCCGACCUCCUCGAGAUCCUCUUCGAAGAGGCUCGGCACCUCAACCACCAGCAGAGCCAAGAGCUCCGAGCCAUGGUCAACAACGAGCCGCUAUUCUCAGGCGAACGGUUGCGGUCCUUUAGUGGACUUCGAGACCUGAAAUCCCGAUUCAGGUGUGGAGUUGACCUGGAGCCUUACGAAGAAGAGGCCUUGGAUACCGCUCUCUUAACAUUGCGCGCCCGCGACCUAGGCAGUGCUAUGAUAUCUCUCGUCUGUCAGCGGCAUCCAUCAGUGGCAGCGACCCUCGUCAAGCUGGGAAUCAACAUGGCACACAUGCGGAACAGAAGAAAAUGA
Messenger RNA from Thyridium curvatum, 2727 nucleotides. RefSeq lists its product as uncharacterized. Gene Ontology annotation, cellular component: nucleus. Lineage: Eukaryota; Fungi; Ascomycota; Sordariomycetes; Thyridiales; Thyridiaceae. Gene Ontology annotation, biological process: regulation of gene expression. Gene Ontology annotation, molecular function: protein binding. The transcript has 5 exons. The record is from RefSeq and is a predicted model, not a curated record. The coding region runs from base 1 to 2727 and encodes 908 amino acids.